Messenger RNA from Manis pentadactyla (Chinese pangolin), 3404 nucleotides. RefSeq names its product tetratricopeptide repeat domain 13 (gene TTC13). NCBI's taxonomy places the organism in Eukaryota, Metazoa, Chordata, Mammalia, Pholidota, Manidae. The transcript has 22 exons. Bases 657 to 2735 code for a protein of 692 amino acids. The record is from RefSeq and is a predicted model, not a curated record. Gene Ontology annotation, molecular function: protein binding.
GCGAACCCAAAGGAUCGCCACCCUGUGACUCCUUGCUUUCCCUCAACACUGAAAAGAUCCUGAGCCAGGCCAAGUCUAUUGCAGAACAAAAGAGAUUCCCGUUUGCUACUGAUAAUGACAGCACAAAUGAAGAGUUAGGUAAUUGGCAGUAAAUUCAGCACCCCCAGGAAUCGAGAUUUGUGAUGCCUAUUUGGGUAUUUCUCAUAACUUUCACAGUAAAAUCACAUUGCCAUGUUAUAUGGAUAUUAUUCAGUCUUGUUACUUGUUCUUUUGAUAUAUAGAUAGGUAACAUCAUAAAGGUCACUUGGUAGUUGAAAAUGAGUGAUGGGCUUAGGAAAAGAUAAUUACUUUUUGUAGGCAGAUGUUUUAUAGAUGGCUUUAAUAAUUUAAUCUAGAUAGAACUAGAACUAGAAGACUGAUGAGCAAGUACGGAGUGCUAGCAGAAUUCCAUUACAUCUUAUUAACUUCUCCUUUUCUUUAACUGCUUCUAGUCCUUGGAGCUGCCUUUUAAGAUUCAGUAAAGAAUUUAGUUACUGAUUCCAGUAUGAGAUCCUUUCUUCUUUCCUUUAAUAUUUUUUGUAUUUUGUUUCAUAGCUAUUGCUUAUGUGUUGAUUGGCAGUGGUCUCUAUGAUGAAGCAAUAAGACAUUUUUCAACAAUGCUUCAGGAGGAGCCUGAUCUGGUUAGUGCAAUUUAUGGCCGAGGGAUAGCCUAUGGAAAGAAGGGACUACAUGAUAUUAAGAAUGCUGAGCUUGCUCUGUUCGAACUGAGCCGAGUAAUUACUUUGGAACCAGAUCGUCCAGAGGUAUUUGAGCAGCGAGCAGAAAUUCUGUCCCCUCUGGGACGAAUUAAUGAAGCAGUGAAUGAUCUCACUAAAGCUAUUCAGCUCCAGCCUUCAGCACGGCUGUACAGGCACCGGGGGACCUUAUACUUCAUAUCAGAGGAUUAUGCAACAGCCCAUGAAGACUUUCAGCAGUCCCUAGAGCUGAACAAAAACCAGCCCACAGCUAUGCUAUACAAAGGUCUAACUUUCUUUCACAGAGGACUCUUGAAGGAAGCAAUUGAAUCCUUCAAAGAAGCUUUGAAGCAGAAAGUUGAUUUUAUUGAUGCGUAUAAAAGUCUGGGGCAGGCCUAUAGAGAACUGGGUAAUUUUGAAGCAGCCACCGAGAGCUUUCAAAAGGCACUGUUGCUCAACCAAAAUCAUGUCCAGACGCUCCAGCUCCGGGGAAUGAUGCUUUACCACCAUGGCAGCUUACAGGAAGCCCUUAAAAAUUUCAAGCGGUGUCUGCAGCUGGAGCCAUACAAUGAGGUGUGCCAGUACAUGAAAGGACUCAGCCAUGUUGCAAUGGGACAGUUUUAUGAGGGCAUAAAAGCACAAACUAAAGUUAUGCUCAAUGAUCCCCUCCCAGGCCAGAAGGCAAGCCCAGAGUAUCUUAAAGUGAAAUAUCUCCGAGAGUAUUCUCGAUAUCUUCAUGCACACCUUGAUACUCCACUUACGGAAUACAACAUUGAUGUGGAUCUGCCGGGAAGCUUUAAAGACCACUGGGCUAAAAGUCUGCCUUUCCUCAUAGAAGACUAUGAAGAGCAGCCAGGGUUGCAACCCCACAUAAAAGACGUGUUACAUCAGAAUUUUGAGAAUUAUAAGCCCGAAGUACAGGAGCUGAUCUGUGUAGCUGAUCGUAUGGGAUCACUGAUGCAAUACGAAACACCUGGUUUCCUGCCAAACAAGAGAAUACACAGAGCCAUGGGUUUGGCAGCUUUGGAAGUCAUGCAAGCUGUACAGCGCACGUGGACCAACUCGAAGGUUCGAAUGAAUGGAAAAACGCGGCUGAUGCAGUGGAGAGACAUGUUUGACAUCGCAGUGAAGUGGAGACGGGUUGCUGACCCCGACCAGCCAGUGCUGUGGCUGGAUCAAAUGCCCGCACGAAGUCUCAGCAGAGGCUUUAACAACCACAUCAACUUAAUCAGGGGUCAGGUGAUUAACAUGAGAUACCUGGAGUACUUUGAGAAAAUUCUUCAUUUUAUUAAAGAUAGAAUUCUGGUUUAUCAUGGAGCUAAUAAUCCCAAAGGACUGUUAGAAGUUAGAGAAGCUCUGGAAAAGGUACACAAAGUAGAAGACCUUCUUCCAAUCAUGAAGCAGUUUAAUACUAAAACGAAGGAUGGGUUCACUGUGAACACAAAAGUUCCCAGCCUCAAGGAUCCAGGGAAGGAAUAUGAUGGAUUCACCAUCACAAUCACAGGAGACAAGGUUGGAAACAUACUAUUUUCUGUGGAAACUCAAACCACAGAAGAAAGAACCCAAUUAUAUCAUGCUGAAAUAGAUGCACUUUAUAAAGAUCUAACAGCAAAAGGAAAAGUACUAAUUCUUUCAUCAGAAUUUGGGGAGGCUGAUGCUGUUUGCAACUUAAUCUUAUCCUUAGUUUAUUACUUUUAUAAUUUGAUGCCACUCUCUAGAGGAUCCAGUGUGAUAGCUUACUCUGUCAUCGUGGGAGCAGUGAUGGCAAGCGGAAAAGAGGUAGCAGGAAAAAUUCCCAAAGGGAAGUUAGUUGACUUCGAAGCAAUGACAGCCCCUGGCUCAGAGGCCUUUAGCAAAAUAGCUAAAAGCUGGAUGGACUUGAAAAGUAUUUCACCUUCUUAUAAGACUCUUCCAUCAGUGUCAGAGACGUUCCCCACGCUAAGGUCAAUGAUUGAGGUGCUAAACACGGACCCCUCUCCACGUUGUCUUAAGAAACUCUAGUUAUGCUGUGGUAUUUAUAUAAGUAAAGGGCCAGACCUCUUGCUUCUUAAGUUAUUUUUUAAAUGGAAUUGUAAAGAAAGUAGGUCCUUUAUUACUUUUGAUACCAAUUUUUGAUAGGAAUUGAAUACUUGAAGUCAUUUUCUUUACUUUUCUGAACCAUAACAAAAAUCGUGAAAGACGGUUUUUUGGGGAAAAACCUGCAUGUUUGGGAGGAAAGUGUUUGUAUGAACAGGUGGCCUGUUGGUUUCCAAUUACAAACUCACACCUCUCCUCCCUUAUGGCUAAAACAGUUCAUUUCACAAACCAAAAAUUAACAAUUAAAAGGAACAAAACAACAACACAACAGGAGCGUUUUCAGCCCUCUGAAGAACUGGGUAUUUUUCAAGGGCCUUCUUUUUCUGCACAUUGUGAUGGGGCAUCUUGUCUUCAACUCAUAUGACCUUCACGGGCAGGUUCUCUUGUUUUAUUCAGACCAUGAAGGGUCGUGGGCCGCCACUGUGGGCCGCAGGGCGCCCCACUAGGGGCGUGUGUUUGGAAUGAUGCGGACAGUAUUUGCCAGUGACCCAAACACUGAAUUACUGAACCAUGUUUUGUUUUGUUUUGUUUUUUCUCUUUGUUAGAAAAAAAUAAAUGGGGGUGAUUUCUAUAAAUCACCAGUUUUUGACACUG